AUGGGCUGUGGAUCAUCAUCAGGUACCUCCCCAGUAACGGUUUCUCCACUCACAGAGAAAGUACUACCUCUUCGUGAACAAAGCAAGGAAGAAAUAACUGAGCUAGAGAGGCUCUGAAAAGAGUUACUUGAAAUGAAGAAAGUGAAGUUCAAUUUUGACUUUGAAAUCACACUUGACAUGAAGGAAGACAACCACAAAAAGUUUAUUGAGCAAACAUCUGACAAAGAGUUCCCUUCAUUCGGUAAACUUGUGCUAAAAUAAUGUGGGGAAAUUAUCACCUGAUGAAAGAGGUUAUUUUAACGAGUUUCUUCAUGGAACGACUCCUGUGCUUCCAAAUUAUAUGGAGCACUUUGUUUUUCAAGGAAACGAGACAAUGGUCAUGUAUUUUAUCGAUAAGUUAAUACAUACUCUCGAAGUAGUAUCUCAAUCAAUCUCUAUUAGCGACUUUGUGAUCGAUGAAGCUUCCUUAUCUAGAAUUUUCGAUGCUUCUUACAAGGUUUGCAGAUUAAAAUUGGAGAACUGAAAAUUGAGCAUAAAAAGUAUCUUAAGUCUUGAAGAAAAUCAAGAAAAUAUGUCUCAGAACUCUCAAGACCAAAAUGAAACAGGAAGGAAGCCAAUACUGAGAUCUCUCUCAAUUGGUAAAUUUAAAACUGUUAAAGAGAUAUCCUUGCUAGCCCAGAGCUUAGGAACUACCAAGAUCACAAGCACUUUAAAUACAGUUUUUGUACAGUGCGAGGAAGAAGUUACUACAGAUAAGGUCAAUAAGAUUUUUAAUGAGUGGGGAUUUUCACUUAGCUAAA
Molecule: messenger RNA, 800 nt
Organism: Moneuplotes crassus
Lineage: Eukaryota; Ciliophora; Spirotrichea; Euplotida; Euplotidae
Source: the annotation of a GenBank genome assembly